Fusarium oxysporum Fo47 is the source of this 1743-nucleotide messenger RNA. RefSeq lists its product as uncharacterized. The record is from RefSeq and is a predicted model, not a curated record. Lineage: Eukaryota; Fungi; Ascomycota; Sordariomycetes; Hypocreales; Nectriaceae. The transcript has 5 exons. The coding region runs from base 1 to 1743 and encodes 580 amino acids.
AUGACCGCGCACAGUAGGAGUAGUAGUGCUGAUCAGAACAGGGAUCUUACUACUAGUCACCGAGUCACUAUGACAGCUUCAAACUUGCAAUCUGAACCAUGCAGUGCAAUUUAUCCCUACGUUCUUCUCUCCACAUACCGUCUUCUCGUGUGCCAGGUUUGUGGGUUCGCCUCUGUAGCCGAUGAGGUUGCUACGCAUUUGAGAACACGACAUCGCGAUAUACAGCCAGAGCGUCGACAGGAGCUGGUAGAGAAGAUAAAACAGAUCCCGAAUAUUCUCCACAGUCGGGACGACCUACGUCACUAUUUACGGUACCCAACGAAUACGAUUGAACCCAUUCCGUAUCUUGCGCCACCGAAGCCAGACGGGUUGAAAUGUCGUGCUUGCGGCCAUAUUGUUCGUCGCGUCCAAAAGAUACAAAACCAUUGCGCUGAAAAGCAUCAAUGGAUAAACCCACGAGGCAGGGGAAGACCAGCACCGAAUUGCCCCGUAUCCGCUUACGAGCUACCAUGGGAGGAACAUGUCGCGUGCCAACGAUUUUUCCCUAGCAGGGCCGGCAGCAUAUGGUUCCAAGUAAAUGCCCAGACACAGCUACCAACCGAUGUGCGUAAGAGAAUGCGUACAAAUCCGUUCCAAUCGCGAGUGGGGCAACGAGAACUCGACCAGGCCUCAUGCUCUCAUCUGAGUGAAGUGAUAGAACGUGAACGGACUUACUGGGAAACAGUGAACCAGCCACGUUUGAGUAGUAAAGAUAUUGACAGUGGCUCCUUUGCGACUACAAGCAUCUGGAUGGAGAGAACACGGUGGCAAGAUAUAUACAAAGGCGCGAGGCGCGAUAUCUUGCGAGCAUCAACUCGACUACCUGACCGGCGCGCCUUGGCAAUUGACUGCUUCUUAGGACAGGGAAACCAAGAAUCUGAUCCAGAUAUCUCUGGUGGCGGAGAAGAGUACCGAAAAGAAGUACCGGAAUGUCCAGAAACGGCUGUUGGCUUUUGCUUUUCGAACGCAUAUGAUGACAGCCAGGGUCAGGAAAGAUUGUUACCAGGAGGUUGUGAAAUCGGCGAAGUCACGGACGAGGCUUCUGUUCGCUCUGAGUAUCAGCCGCUGCAGGAAGAAAGUAUUCCAGUCAAUGCAUCACAAUCUAAAGAUUUUGACAGUGAGCAAGGUGAGGAAGAAGCCUAUAGUGAUGACGAAGACGAAGAUACCGAUUCGGUGUUCGGUUACGACGAGGUCGACUGUGAAAACUCAGAGUUCGCAGACAACCAAGCCGAAGCCAAUGGAAGGCCCCAUGCCAAUUAUCCAAUGAUGCGAGAUGAGCCCAACAUGGCCAUGUUCAUUGAGUUUCUCGAACUUUUAUACCAGUUGUGUCUCACCAUCAGCACUGAGCAUUUCAGCGAAGGUCGACCGAGCUCUACACUACUUGUGUUCUUCAGUGGAAUCCUUGGUUUCUCCAAAGACUGUUCGCAGUUUUUACUCGCGAGGCAGUUUUGUCCAUACCUAUCUGGUCUCAUUUACAUUCAACGUCUGAUACUGUUGGAACGCGCGUUGCCGUUACGAGAGUAUCGCGCUAUUGGGGAUCCCACGACGCCCAUAUGUGAACCAACUGGAUCAGUUGAAUUCAGUUCGAGAGAAGUACAUGAUAGCAGGCACAGAACAUCCACUUACCGAAAUGACCAGUCUCAGAGAUUUUGGCCGCAAUAUCGCCCGUACCGAGCCACCAUCCCUCUUAUUCAGCUGGAGUGA